AUUCUCGAUGUGGAAUGGGCAAUGGCAGUCGAAUAACAUGGUGUCUAGAGUGGCCACUCUAGUGAGCUACUAAUGCGUUGUUAUAUUUCCAAGUAUACUCCGUGGUUUACCCCAUACUCCAAAACUUUUACUGUGAGCAUCCUUCAUUCGUCUGAGAGUGACCGAUUGUGCUGCAACAGCUCAAGAUGACUUCUAUUGACGCGAUUAUCAUCGGCGGCGGGCCGUCGGGGAUUGCUAUGGCGCACAAGUUGAAGCAGAAGCUGGGAUUCGACAACUUCACGAUGUAUGAGAAAUUGGAUGGACCUGGCGGCACAUGGAGGACCAAUGUUUAUCCAGGAUGUGGUUGUGAUAUUCCCACCCAUUUGUACUCCUUCAGUUUCAAUUUGAAUCCUCGGUGGUCGAAAGAGCUUUGCGACCGUGAGGAGAUUCUUGAAUAUAUGGAAUCAACGGUAGACAAGUUUCGCUUGCGGCCCCAUAUGGUUUUCAAUACAUCAUGCGAAGGUGCGACUUGGAAUGAGAAGGAAAACAAAUGGGAAGUUCAUCUUCUGGACGAGAGAACAAAGCGGAAGUACACGAAGAAGGCGACUAUCUUCAUCUCGGCUAUUGGUAGUAUAUCAGAACCCAGAAAGACGAAAUUUCCAGGCCAAGAUGAAUUCCAAGGGACCAUUUUUCAUACCGCACGAUGGAACACGAAGUAUGAUUAUAGGGGCAAGCGAAUGGCCGUUAUCGGUAACGGCUGCUCGGCCGCCCAGGUAGUGCCUAGCGUCGUCAAAGACGUGAAGCACGUUACUCAAUAUGCGCGAGGCCAACAGUGGUAUCAUGAACGACCGAAUCGCGAGUUCUCAGCCAUCGAGAAGUUCUGUUUUACCUAUGUCCCCCUCUGGCAGAGGUAUCAUCGGUACCAGAUUUUCAGCUCAAGUGAUGCCUUGAUGACAACGUACGGAGCUUCCGAAGCCUCUCAAAAGCAGCGUGAGGCCACGGAGCGCGCUGCGAGGGAGUACAUUUUGGCAACGGCACCAAAGAAGUACCACGAUAUUCUCAUCCCGAAAUUUCCACUAGGCUGCAAGAGGCGAAUUUUCGAUCCCGGCUAUCUCGAGGCCUUGCACACACACAACAUGACUCUUCGUGCUGAAGGUAUACAGAAGUUUGACGCAACUGGUGUUGUUAGCGAGUCUGGUGUGCAUGACGACUUCGAUGUGAUUGUCCUCGCCACAGGCUUCGAAGUCUCGAGCUUCCUCGGGCCAUUGAAAGUUGUUGGGAGAAGUGGUAUCGAUUUGCAUAAGCAAUGGGAUGCACACGUUGGUGCGCAAGCCUACAUGGGCAUGCACAUCCACAACUUCCCCAACUUCGCAUUGAUGUUUGGGCCAAACACCUUCCCGGCCCACAAUUCAGUCAUUUUUGCUUCGGAAGUUCAAGUUGAUUACCUUGCAAAGACACUAUUCGAACCCUUACUGGACAGAAGAGCGAGGACUGUGGAGGUUGAGAAGGCCGCUGAAGACUACUUCGUUGAAGGCAUUGAUCUCGAGCUUCAUGAUACAGUCUUCUCGGCUGGAUGCUCCAACUGGUACAUCAACAAAGCCGGUAGGAACUCCGCUUCGUGGCCUGGUUACGCGGCUACAUUCUGGCGACGGACUCUCUUCCCCAAGUGGAGUGACUUCAAACUCAAAGGAGGAGACAGCUUUUGGCGGUUGAGACGCGCCUGGAGAUCAAUUGUUGGGUUAUUGCAAUCGAAAUCUGCCAUCGUGUGUUAUGCCGUAGGCUUGGGGUUUCUGGCUAAGGAGCGGGACCUUGGGUUGUUGUUGCAAGAAGCCUGCGUACAACUGCGGAACUAAAUGCAAAGCACCUAAGGACCUGACAUGGCUUUUGGUGCAUCUAGGUAUGUAUUUGCUGGCGCAUCUUCACAUGGAGUACGUACCAUAACUUCGUGUUAGCAUAGUAAC
Molecule: messenger RNA, 1940 nt
Organism: Eremomyces bilateralis CBS 781.70
Lineage: Eukaryota; Fungi; Ascomycota; Dothideomycetes; Eremomycetales; Eremomycetaceae
Product: FAD/NAD(P)-binding domain-containing protein
Exons: 7
Coding region: 186-1832 (548 amino acids)
Molecular function (GO): flavin adenine dinucleotide binding; NADP binding; N,N-dimethylaniline monooxygenase activity
Source: RefSeq, a predicted model, not a curated record